Molecule: messenger RNA, 2813 nt
Organism: Moneuplotes crassus
Lineage: Eukaryota; Ciliophora; Spirotrichea; Euplotida; Euplotidae
Source: the annotation of a GenBank genome assembly
AAAAUUUAAAAUGGCUGAUCUACCAACCGCUGUCACACAGGCAAGCGUUUCUGGAAAUGGAAGUUUUUGAUUCUACAAGGACCAAAUAGUUGUGGUCUCAGAGGAAGGAUAUAUUAAGAAGUUCGAUAUUGACAAGACCUCUGGAGAACUCAAGAUUGAUACAACAGUUCCUAUAUCACAAAAAGUCACUGAAAUUGUAUCAAACACUAAAGACAACAUUGUGUAUUCAGGCAAGGAUAAGGCUGUUAAUAUGGUGUUUAAGGAGAAAUUUGAUAAAGCUACUAAGAUCACGAACCCUUCUGAGCCAGUGCAUAAGCUUAUUUACCCAAACAAGAAGAUUGUAUUGAUAUGCUCUGAAGCAAACCAUAUGGAUAUUUAUUGGAUAGAGAAAGAAAAGAUCACUAAAAUGAUCCCAGAGCAUGACAAGCCAAUUCUAAAUGGCGAUGUAGACCCAGGGUCAGAAUAUAUUGCAACAACUGGCUGUGACGGAACCUUGAAUAUUUGCAAACUUGACUUUGAUCCAAACAAACUUGAGCUUGUUUAUAGUAGCGAAAUUAGUGAAAGAGUUGAGUUAUACUCAGAACAAAAGCUCCAGGUUAAAUUUUCUCCUGAUGGCAAAAACCUUGCUAUUGCUGGAAGUAAAGAGCUUAGAAUUGCUGAAAGAAAUGCAUUUGAAGACAUCAAAUCGGUUCCUGAAAUCGCUCACGAUGAUCCAAUCUCCCAAGUUUGCUGGGUAAAUUCAAAUAUCCUGAUUACUGCUGAUACUCAGAAUGUAGUUAAAGUUUGGAACUUUGACACUAAGAAAGAAGUGUUCAAGUUUACUAAUCCAAAUGAUCUUGUUUGAAUGGAGUAUUCUCAAACUAAUAAUUGCUUCGCUCUCUUUGAUACUGAAGGAUGCUUAGUAGUGAGCACUCAAGACUUUCCUUCUCAUAAAGACCUUCAGCCAGUAGAAAAAGAAGAGAAAGACGAUCUUCCACAGAGCAAAGGUCAGGAUCAGAAGGAAGAUGCCGAGAUGGAGCCAGAGAAGCCGGAGGAAUCAAAAUUUGCUGGAAACUAUGAGCUUGAUAAUGAUUAUCCUCAAGAAUAUAACAACACUGUGAAUGACUUUAUUGGAGCCAGACCUCAAGUUUCAAUCAUGCCAGGAAAUGUGACUGAGGAUGAUCAACUUGAAUACAGAUUCUUAUGUUGGAAUCAAGUAGGAAGUGUUGCUUCAAGAGGAGAAAUGAAUUCAAAAUAUAUUGAAGUUGAGUUUGCAGAUAAAACUUUCCAUAAAACAAUUAUUACUGAAGAUGAAAUUGAGACAGAAAUGGCAACUCUUAGUCAUAACGGUGCUUUCCUCGCUUCCAAAGCUGAAGAAGUUGAUCUAGAUCAAUAUGAAGAUGAUACUAAUGGUCAAAAAUAUAUUUCUCAAUUGAAGUUUAUUCCCUUCACUUCUUGGAACUCCAUUAAGCCAUGGGGACUCGAUCUUCCUAAAGGAGAAAAUACUGAAGGAGUAGCUCUUGGUUCAACCUUCUGAGCUGUGUCAACUGAUUCUAACUAUGUUAGAUUCUUCUCUCUUGAAGGAGUGCAAACAUUCAUGAUGUCUUGCUUCCAUUCUGUUGUAUGCAUGGCUGCUUACGAAAAUCUUCUUUGCGUUGUUUCUCAUAAUGGCCUUCCAAUGCUUGAAGCUCAAAAUUUGAAAUUAAAGAUUAUUGAUACGACAAAGAAUUAUGCUUGUAUUGUAGAGACUGAAGUACCAGUCACUCCAGGAGCAACUCUCCAGUGGAUGAACUUCAGUGAGGAAGGAAGUCUCUAUACUUAUGAUACAGAUGGCAUUAUGAGAAAUCUCAGCUUCUCACAUGGAAACAAUUGGAUUCCAGUUCUUGAUGUUAAGCAAAGAUACGAUAUUGAACCAUCAAAGUUCUGGAUUAUUGGCAUUAGUGAAGGAGAGAUCUCUUGCUGUGUAUUAAGAGCAAGAACUUAUCCAACACCUAUUGAUAAGAGUCACAUUCAAUCAUUUAAGCUCUGCAUUCCUCUUUUAGGACUAGAUACUACAGGAAAAGCUGAAAUAAAGAGAGAAAAUACAGCUGAUAAUGAGGAGAAGUUUAUUAGAGAAUCUAUCGAACUGACUCAUCAGCAAUGGAGGCGCCAUCAAUGGUCUAGCCUAAGAAAUUCAAGAACUCAGAAGAAUCCUAGUUACAAUCAGUCAAAGUCGAUCUUCACUGACAUUGAGAUGACACAGAGUAAAAAGGCUUUGGAUAAGAUAAUUAUCAACAGUAUCAGAAUUGCUGCUCACAAUGAUGACAAAGCUAAGAUUCUCAGUCUGGCAAGAAAGCUCCAUCUAGUCAAAUCCUACUCUCUCUGUAUCACCUUGCUUCAUGAAAUGAAAUUGCCAUUUGUCGCAGAUGAACUUCAAAAGGUAAUGGAGAAAAAGGAAAUGGAAGAGCAAAAUGAAAGAGAAAGACAGAUCUCCUCCUCACAGAACUCAAGAGAGAAACAAGUCAACAAGGCAUCAUCCCUUAGUGAGAAGAUCAUGCAAGCAAGAAUGAAUAACAUGGAAAAGAACUCAAAGACUGAAAAUGCCAAGAAAGAAAAUCCUAUUUUGGCAAGAAGUAUGAUGAAAAAGGAAGCAAAUGAAUCAGGUGUCAACAAAUCAGUCCCAAAUAAUCCUUUUGCAAACAAGGAGAAUAAGAAAGUACAUAACAAGAACUUCUUGAAUGACUUGCUAGGCCAGAAGGUUGAGAAGAAAGUAUCAAAUCUUGAGAAGCCAAAGAAUGCUAAGCAGAAGUUGUAAAUCUUUAAAAGUAAAUCUAACGCCAAAAAAUUCAAUUUUA